GCCUGGGCGACCCUGUGAGGUGCCUGGGUUGCCGCUGUUCUUGCUUCUCGGUCUCCCGCGGGCGCCAUGGAGGAGGAGGAGGAGGAAGCGCGGGGGCUGCUGGCCGACGGCCCCGACGAGGCCGGGAGAGAUGGCCCCGCCGUCGCCGGGGCGCUGCCCGCGCUCUGCGACCCCAGGCGCCUGGCGCACCGGCUUCUGGUGCUGCUGCUGAUGUGCUUCCUCGGCUUCGGCAGCUAUUUUUGCUAUGAUAAUCCGGCUGCCCUUCAGACUCAGGUUAAACGGGAUAUGCAGGUGAAUACCACGAAAUUCAUGCUGCUGUAUGCCUGGUAUUCUUGGCCCAAUGUAGUUUUGUGUUUCCUGGGUGGCUUUUUGAUAGACCGAGUAUUUGGAAUACGAUGGGGCACCAUUAUUUUUAGCUGCUUUGUUUGCAUUGGACAGGUUAUUUUUGCUUUGGGUGGAAUAUUUAAUGCUUUUUGGCUGAUGGAAUUUGGAAGGUUUGUGUUUGGGAUUGGUGGGGAGUCCUUAGCAGUUGCCCAGAAUACGUAUGCUGUGAGUUGGUUUAAAGGCAAAGAACUGAACCUGGUGUUUGGACUCCAACUUAGCAUGGCUAGAAUUGGAAGUACAGUAAACAUGAACCUCAUGGGAUGGCUGUAUUCCAAGGUUGAAGCUUCGUUGGGUUCUGCUGGUCACACAACCCUUGGAGUCACACUUAUGAUUGGGGGUAUAACCUGUAUUCUUUCACUAAUUUGUGCCUUGGUCCUUGCUUACUUGGAUCAGAGAGCAGAAAGAAUUCUUCAUAAAGAACAAGGAAAAACAGGUGAAGUUAUUAAGCUGACGGAUGUGAAGGACUUCUCCUUGCCCUUGUGGCUCAUAUUUAUCAUCUGUGUCUUCUAUUAUGUGGCGGUAUUCCCUUUCAUCGGACUGGGGAAAGUGUUCUUUAUAGAGAAAUUUGGAUUUUCUUCCCAGGCAGCAAGUGCUAUUAACAGUGUUGUGUAUGUCAUAUCAGCUCCCAUGUCCCCAAUAUUUGGGCUCAUGGUGGAUAAAACAGGGAAGAACAUCAUCUGGGUUCUGUGUGCAGUGGUGACCACCCUUGCUUCCCACAUGCUGCUGGCCUUCACGCUGUGGAACCCGUGGAUUGCUAUGAGUCUCCUGGGACUCUCCUAUUCAUUGCUUGCCUGCGCAUUGUGGCCAAUGGUGGCGUUUGUAGUUCCUGAACAUCAACUGGGAACUGCAUACGGCUUCAUGCAGUCCAUUCAGAAUCUUGGUCUGGCGAUCAUUUCUAUCCUUGCUGGCAUGAUACUGGAUACUCGGGGAUAUUUGUUUUUAGAAGUUUUCUUCAUUGCCUGUGUGUCUUUGUCACUUUUAGCUGUGGUCUUCCUCUAUUUGGUGAACCGUGCCCAAGGUGGGAACCUAAAUUACUCUGCAAGACAAAGGGAAGAAAUGAAACUUUCUCAUGCUGAAUGAGAAGUUUAAAUGACUGUGUCAUGAGAGUGGGCUGCACACAUCAUUGAUCUGAAAACCUCUAUUAAAAAAAUUAUAUAGAGUUUAGUCAAUAGGAAAAAUAAUGGCCUGGAAAGUUAUGUUUAUAUUUCAAGUACACCUGUUUCUAAGUAUAUUUGUGAGGACUAUUUUACUCUCUGUCUUUUGUGUGUUGCUGAAGAAUUUUACUUCAGAAUAGGCUAAUCAACAGUGAAGUUUAGGAAAUUACUCUGGGACUUGCAGGUGAAUUUCAGUAAGGACAGUAAAUAAUGGAGAUCAUUGGAUUUAUAUUGAGAUCAUUUUCACAAAGUAUAUCAUAGAGAUUUGGCCUUUUCUUUAUCUUAAAGCAAAAAAUAUUUUUUUAAAGCUUUUAAGGGGGAAAGGGAUGUUUUAUUAUAGUGUAAACCAUGGCAUUUUAAUAGGCAUUCCCUUUUGUAAUAGGGACUAUUUGAAAUAUACUUGAUGAAGUCUCUUCAUUUUUACAAAUAGAUUGUGUUCUGCUCUUUUUACUUAUGAGACAGGUUGCUGAGCGGUGACCCUUUUGAGCUUCUCUCUCUCUCUCUCUGUUACUAAGCACCUUUAUUACUUAGGGACAUAAGUUUGUGGUAUGAGCUUUCUGUACAGUUUUUUAAUAUAGUCUAAUUAAUUACUGAAAAUGUCCUCUAAAUGAUGAUAAUUCCAUUUCUACAUGGAUAAAUAAAAACAUUGUAAAAGGAAUCUACAUGAUGUCUUAUAACUUUUGAGUUUUUUAAAAAAAUCUUAAAACACUGAUUUUAACUCUUAUUUAUGUGGAAGAUUAUAAGAAAAUCUGUGUUGGACUAAAGAAAAUUUACCUAAUUAUUUGUUCAAAGAUUAUGGGGAUUAGCUUUUUCUCUAGUGUAGGACCUUAAUGUGACAUUUAUGUUUUUCACAUUAAAUAAAAUGUGGAUAUGAAAUUUC
This is a messenger RNA of Myotis davidii, 2418 nucleotides long. RefSeq names its product major facilitator superfamily domain containing 1 (gene MFSD1). The record is from RefSeq and is a predicted model, not a curated record. The transcript is spliced from 16 exons. The coding region runs from base 67 to 1464 and encodes 465 amino acids. NCBI's taxonomy places the organism in Eukaryota, Metazoa, Chordata, Mammalia, Chiroptera, Vespertilionidae. Gene Ontology annotation, biological process: transmembrane transport. Gene Ontology annotation, cellular component: lysosome. Gene Ontology annotation, molecular function: transmembrane transporter activity.